AUGGGCGGGUCUAAAAACAAACGCCAGAAGAGGGUCGACUACAAAAGCUCCCGCGAAGGCGGUACCACGAACGAGCUUCCGAAGAAAAAAUUCUACAGACAGAGGGCCCAUGCUAAUGUUUUCUCGGACCACAAUCUGACAUACCCAAUAAACCCCGAACACAUGAACUGGGCCCCCUACUUUCCCGCCUUCGUCGAGCCCUUGAAUACUGAAGGUGCGCCGGUAGCUGUGCGGGACGUAAAUGGAGGGGAUGAUGCCCAUGUGCCAGAGUCCAGAGCCAGUGGUCAAGAUGAAAAUGGAAACAAUCGAUAUGCCAUGAACGAGGAUACUAUUCAAAGGUUGACGAAAGAUGUAGAGGUGGCAGAUAUAGGGUGUGGAUUCGGGGGAUUGCUUGUUGCGCUUGCUCCAAAGCUUCCGAACACGUUGUUGCUAGGAAUGGAGAUUCGAUCGCAAGUCGCCGAGUAUGUCCAAGAGCGAGUACAUGCCCUCCGAGUUCAGAAGGCUACUGAAGGACUAUUUCAAAACGCCGCUUGCCUACGAGCAAAUAGCAUGAAAUUCCUACCAAACUUCUUCAAGAAGCACCAGUUAUCAAAGAUCUUCUUGUGCUUUCCAGAUCCGCAUUUCAAAGCUCGAAAACAUAAAGCUCGGAUCGUCUCCACGGCAUUGAACUCCGAGUAUGCCUAUGUUCUCCGGCCAGGCGGAAUUGUAUACACCAUCACGGAUGUGGAGGAUUUACAUUUGUGGAUGGUGGAACAUUUUGAUAAGCACCCAUCCUUUGAAAGAGUGCUAGAGGAGGAGCAGGAGGCAGAUGAGUGUGUAGAGGUUAUGAAGUCUGAGACAGAAGAGGGGAUGAAGGUCACACGGAAUAAUGGACAGAAAUUUGUGGCAUUGUUCCGGCGGCUAGAGGAUCCUCCAUGUCGAGAUUACGCGAGAUUUGGCAUUGGCCCUCCAUCAGUAGCUACGGUCGACACCUCCAGUCGACCACAAACCAAUCAUGCCGUCCGACCACGCUCCCUACAAUCACAUACUAUGGCCCUCAGUCGAUGGGAUGUGAUCGCCAUAGGUGUUGGUAGCUUUAUCGCGUGGGGUUAUGCCGUUCACUGGGUGCCAGUGUUGCGCUGGGUCGGGUAUACCUUUGUGGUAGGCUUCAUUCUACCAGUCGUGGGGCUGAUCGCAUUGCUGGUAACUACCUCCAGAGGAAGAGAAUAUGGCGACAGGAAUAUCAAAUGCCGUCCCAAAGGCCCAAAGUUCCUGGCUGCGACCGCGUGGGACAACGAAAUCGCUGCACUCCGAAACCGUCAAGCGUACCACUGGAAACCGCUCUAUCCCGAGUCCUUCCUCGUCUCCAACGCCCUCGACGAGCUCUUAGAAUUUAUUCUGAAGGAUUUUGUCAACUCAUGGUACUCCAAUAUUAGCAAGAACCCGGUGUUCAUCAAUGAGGUGGACAAGACCAUUAGACUCGCGCUGGCUAGUCUGCUCGACAUCGUGCUCGAGCUAGACAUUACGGAGAUUGUUAUUACAAGAUUCGUCCCGAUCCUGACGGCACAUUUCAAGGAUUUCUAUGAGGCAGAGAGGGCUAUACGAGGGAAACAUCUAAAUCGCCAUGUUACGGAAUCCGACGAGUUGGACUUGGCGAUAGCUGCGAAAUAUAGGGAAGGAAAGCUACAUCCAGCGGCAUCUUUGGCAUACUCAGAUAUAAAAGCGGUUAAGCAGAACUACCUGCGAGACCUAACGAAGGACUUGUUACCUAAGUUGUUACCCCAACGAGUUAUUGCUAGUCGAGCUGUAUCGGUUCUUGUUCAGGAGCUGGUGGCUUGUGCUGUGCUUUCGCCCGUUAUGCAGCUGCUGUCAGACCCGGAUACAUGGAAUCAGGUUAUGGAGGGCUAUGGACGAACAAUGCUUCAAGAUCGCUCGACAGUUCGGAAAUUGCGCGCCGCCCUCGACGAGCACGCCUCACCGGUUCCACGACAGAGGCAUACAACAUCAUUUCCCCGGAUAUCACCCGGAGACCAUGAACGCCGAUUUGAGAAGUUUAUACGUGCUAUUCGGAAAACCAAUAAUCUCUCAGAUGCCCGUAGAUUUCGAAGUGAGAUCUCGAGCCAGCUGAAAAGAGAUAGUCUGAAAGAAGGACAAGAUCCCGUGUACCUGCGACGGCUAGAAAUAGGGAAGAAGAUAUUGGACCAGCGUGUUAAUCAACUUGCGGCGGGCGGGGAAAGAGUUCCACCAGUCCCACGGGUUUCUUCGGAUCUUAAUGGAAUGCAAGUCUCACAAAUGGAGAAUGCCUCUCUAGUAGAUCUACUGCAUGAUCCCUCAGGGCUCUCUUAUUUCAUGGAAUACAUGGAUAGACAGCAUCUUAUGCCUCUAGUCCAAUUUUGGAUUGUUGUUGAUGGAUUCCGAAAUCCGUUGGAGGAUGAAUUUGCGGAGGACGACGAGAUUCCAGCAACCCUCGCUCCAUGGACAGAUGCUGAUAGAGCCGAUCUUGCCCAGAUCAACGAAGCUUACCUAUCGAAACCUGAGCUCAACGUUUCUGAGACAUCGAAGCAACUUGUACGCAAUUUCCUAAAGGCGGGCAACGAUGCAAAACCACUUGAAUACUUCCUCGCGCGAAGAGCCAUUCUACGAGCUCAGACAGCUGCUCUUGAAUUUAUGCAGGAAAAGAACUUCCAAAAUUUCAAGAAGUCGGACUUAUUCUACAAAUGCUUAACAUCUCAAGAAGCGUCGAAAAGCAUAGCGCCGCCACCUCAGUCACCGGGCCUGUCGAUGAUAGACGGGACAUCAGGCAACCCACAUCCGGUGCCAACUCGAGCAACUGUAUCUCAGGCAGUGCUAACCAAGUCGAACCCCCUUUCACGGGUAUCAGCAAAAUUAGUGCCUAGAAGGGGCGAGUUGCGCCGAGCCCCAGCGUCUUCGAAUGAUUUGGUCUCUGCAAAAUCCAGUGCGUCAGAUUCCUUGGCUGAAUCCCGACGUUCUUUAGACGACGAAACCCAUUCGCCUCUAUUUGACGAUGAAGAUUUUGAUAGCGAGGCCAUGAAUAACUCGGUAUACAGCCUUGAUCAGGAGCCGCAACCAAUCAUUCCGGACAAUAAUGUAGUUGAAGCCAUGGAAGCGGCCUUGAACAACAUUAUGGAAGAUAAGCCAAACGCCGAAGACCUUCGGAAGUCGCUUUUCGGUGAAGAUGACAACCUGGAAUCGUCCAACCAUAGUAUUUCAUCGCCCAAUGGUAAUGAUUCGCCGCGGAGUUCUAUGGAUCAGAGGCGAGGAGAUUUCUUUGGUGAAAAGACCGAAAAGCCAAGUAUCGCUUCGCUUGGCCUUGUCAAUACAUCAUCCAGAAUCGGAGUUUUCACAGACGACGAUUUAUUUGGUGACGAGCAGAAAUUUCUAGCUGACGAACAUGACGACCCCGAGGAAAGCAAGACCCAGGAUGAUGAAGAUGAGGUCCAUGAAGCUGCGCCAGGCGAUCUCGGACUCGCGGAAGCCAUUGCGGCUCUUAGUACAGAUAUCGAUAGGCUGGUCGCCCAGGAUGCGGUCGUGGACUCCUUAACGAGGAAAGCAGAACUCACCAACAAUAACGCUGAGUUACGCAUAUUGCGCAAGUCAAAGGCAAGCUUACUGAGGGAAAUCAGGCGCAAGGAACUUCAGCGCCAGCAAUAUGUGGUCCAAGAGGGCGAUAAUAGUCUUUACGGUCGUUCAACUAUCAAGAUCAAAUCUAUGAUGGUAGGAAAAGAGGAUGACGGCCGAGAAUAUGCUGUAUAUGUUAUUGAAGUCCAUCGAAAAGCGGGAGAGCAGAUGCCAGCAGCAACCUGGGCCAUCACUCGCCGUUACAGCCAGUUCCAUGAACUUCACCAGCGCCUACGAAUGAAAUAUCCUUCAGUCCGGAAUCUCGAUUUCCCAAGACGACGAAUGGUCAUGAAGCUACAGAGCGAUUUCCUCCAUAAACGACGAUUGGCUUUGGAAAAGUACCUCAGCGAAAUUCUUCUACUGCCUGACGUCUGCCGUAGUCGAGAAUUGCGCGCUUUCUUGUCACAGAGCGCUAUUGCGCCCGGCGCUGAAACUCACUACGAUUCUGAAGACAAGAAGGAUAUCAUGACUCGGUUUUAUAACUCGGUCACAGAUGGCAUGGAAGAUUUACUCGGCAAUAUACCUGUUCUCGAUCAACUUUCUGUCGCGGGCCAGAACUUGUUAUCCGCUGCAACAAACCAGCUCAUAACGAUGCCGACUACCAUAAGUGAAGAUCCCCUCACUGCUGCAGAAGCUGAGGCAGAACUCAACGCCUUUGAGAACCGCGAACUUGAGCCAUUUGUCAAGCCCAUCUGUGAUAUCUUCCUAGAAGUUUUUGAGCUCAACCGCGGCAAUAAUUGGUUGCGAGGUAGGGCUGUGGUGGUUGUCCUGCACCAACUUCUUGGAGGUACCAUCGAAAGGAAAGUCCGGGAUAGUGUCAACGGUCUCGUUUCCGAGGAGUCCACAAUCAAGUAUGUGAAUUUGCUCAAGGAUUCUAUGUGGCCUGGCGGCAAGCUCAAACGAGAUGGCAAACCUCGAUCUACUGCGGAAAAAACCAAAAGCCGAACGGAAGCGAGCUUAAUGCUUGCGACUCUUGUACCAGACUUAGCUGCAAGUGUGGUGGGACGUGUAAAUGCCCAGGCUGCAAGCCGAAGGAUAUUUGCUACCUUCAACAACCCUCGACUUAACACGCACCUCGCGUUUACGUUGUUAGAUGAAGUAAUCGAUGUAUUAUUUGGAGCUAUUCGUACUUGA
Molecule: messenger RNA, 4752 nt
Organism: Venustampulla echinocandica
Lineage: Eukaryota; Fungi; Ascomycota; Leotiomycetes; Helotiales; Pleuroascaceae
Product: PX protein
Exons: 6
Coding region: 1-4752 (1583 amino acids)
Biological process (GO): tRNA modification
Cellular component (GO): intracellular membrane-bounded organelle
Molecular function (GO): tRNA (guanine(46)-N7)-methyltransferase activity; phosphatidylinositol binding
Source: RefSeq, a predicted model, not a curated record